Bemisia tabaci is the source of this 1486-nucleotide messenger RNA. RefSeq names its product NUBP iron-sulfur cluster assembly factor 1 (gene Nubp1). Gene Ontology annotation, molecular function: ATP binding; 4 iron, 4 sulfur cluster binding; ATP-dependent FeS chaperone activity. Gene Ontology annotation, biological process: iron-sulfur cluster assembly. Lineage: Eukaryota; Metazoa; Arthropoda; Insecta; Hemiptera; Aleyrodidae. The record is from RefSeq and is a predicted model, not a curated record. Gene Ontology annotation, cellular component: cytosol.
GGUGCAACUCCGCUUUGUUUUCUUCAUUUGAUAAUUUUCACUGAUAACGUGAACGUGUGAAACAAGACGAUGAAAUAAAUACUUUUCAAGGUAGAAACAAGUAUUUUCCAUUUGCUAUGUUGUCCAAGACCUCCAAAUGUAAUGUAGGAGUAUCUGAAGAAAGAGUUUAUUAAAUUCUGGUCACUGUGGUCGGUCUAGCCAUUCUCUAAGUCCAGGAGAUAUCAGGUCUAAUAUUUCCACAAAUCUCAGUAAUCAUUUGUUCAUCCUUCUUAAGUUUUUAAAACUGACCAAGCCUUGCUGAAGGAGGAACAGUCGCUCUUGUGAAUGGCUACGAAACCAGAGGAUGCUCCCGAACAUUGCCCAGGGGUCGAAAGUGACUCAGCUGGGAAGGGGUCAGCUUGCCAGGGUUGUCCCAAUCAAUCAAUUUGUGCCUCAGGUGUCGCGCGAGGUCCAGAUUUAAGUGCUGAGCAGGUCAAAGCAAGAUUAUCGUCAGUGAAAAACACAAUAAUCGUUCUCUCUGGUAAAGGCGGUGUUGGGAAGAGCACUUUCACUUCUCUAUUGGCAAGGACCUUGGCUGCAAAAGAUGCAAAUUCAAAUAUCGCUGUCCUGGACAUUGACGUAUGUGGGCCUUCUAUGCCCCGAGUCAUGGGUGUGUUGAAUGAACAGGUGCAUCAAAGUGGCUCUGGAUGGUCCCCUGUGUUCGUUGAUGACAAUCUUUCUGUGAUGUCUGUUGGAUUCUUGCUCAGUAGUCCUGAUGAUGCUGUCAUAUGGAGAGGGCCCAAAAAAACUGGUAUGAUUCGUCAGUUCCUCAGUGAAGUUGACUGGGGUGAUACUGUUGAUUUUCUGAUCAUUGAUACACCUCCUGGAACUUCUGAUGAGCAUUUGUCAAUUGUGCAGUAUCUGAAAUGUAUGAACAACCUUCAGGCUAUAGUUGUGACAACCCCUCAAGAGGUAGCCCUGCUAGACGUCAGGAAGGAAAUAGAUUUUUGUCGCAAAACAAGUAUUCCUAUUCUUGGAGUAGUUGAAAAUAUGACAUCAUUCAUUUGUUCAAAUUGUAAGCAAUCUUCAGAGAUUUUUCCAAAGAACACUGGAGGAGCAGAGGCGAUGUGCGCUGAAUUGAAUGUACCUCUGUUAGGCAAGGUACCCCUAGAUCCUCGCUUAGCUCAAAGUUGUGAUGAAGGAGGGAAUUUUAUUCAAGAAUUCUCAGAUUCUCCAGCAACAACGGCUUUCAUUGAAAUAGUAUCUAAGAUUCAAGGACUACCGUAAUCCGAGGGAGUUGAAGUCAUUUUGUCUUGUUCAUGCCAAACCAUUCAUAUUUUACAAAUUGGUAGGAAAAUUUCCUUUUUGUUACUACUGAUGAAUUUUUUUUUGUUGCACUUUUUAGCUUUUCAUCGUUCAAUUUUAAGUCAAAACAUCAUUGCACCUCUACAAGUACGUAUUACUCUUUGGUAUACAGUGUAAAAAAUAAAUUUUAUUUUUACAGAGC